Messenger RNA from Pimephales promelas (fathead minnow), 3702 nucleotides. The record is from RefSeq and is a predicted model, not a curated record. Lineage: Eukaryota; Metazoa; Chordata; Actinopteri; Cypriniformes; Leuciscidae.
AAUUGCUCGAGCGGCCUCCUGUUGCUAUGGUUGCACUAUCAGGCGAACAUAACUUUUAUUCGUUAGCGUUUGUUCGUUAAACCUACUUGUAUACAAAUUUAAACUAAGACCCCCCAACCUUUUGUUUUGAUUUCUUUUAGGGGGUUCGAGUCUUAAUUCGGGGAGUCUGGUUUCGCCAACCUCCCCAUAUUCGCACCCUCGUACUGUGCACUUCCCUUAGUAUAGGUUACUCAUUCAUAUAAACACUUCGAUUGUCACAUGUAGGUGGGGCUCCCUGUAACACCAUAGUGACGUGAUGAGGCUGGUCUUGGUUAAACCUACCAAUGAAACGGGCCUUCUUGACUCCACCGGGGCUGCGCGCAGCGAAAGGGUGCCGGAUCAUUGCAACGCAAAGCGGCACUCCGCCGCAGGUGAGGCGGGGAUGCAGCAUCGCUACUCAGGAGCCGUCCAUCAGCAGCAGCACCACCACCAACAACACGCGGAGCACAGGGGUGGCCUUAGACAGACCGCACACCCCUUGCCAAAACAGAGCCAAGAGCACCUGCCUAGCCCUUUCGGUCAGGAAGCACCAGUCAAAAGCCAAGGAAGCAACAUAAGUCUCACAGACUGUUACAAACCCUCCCUAAGUCGGCAGCAGAGUGUUGGAGGGGCUGCCAAAACUGCGAAUUGCCAACUAGAUCAUUGUUCGUGCAGCUGCGGAUUGCCAGAGCAUCAACAUCUGUUGCAGCAGCAGCAGCAGCAGCAUCCAAGCCAGCGUCACAACCCUCCACCUUCCCUCCAGCUACAGGUUCAGCAGCAGCGGGUGCUGAGGAGUAGCCUGCCCAACUGCUGCGCUCGAGGAUCAGGGGAGCUGAGAAGCCAGCAGCCGUCUCUGCUGCAGCACCGUGAAAACGACAGCCUGAGAUCAGGCGAGCAGCGGAAUCCAGUUCUUCACGCCCGUGCAUGCACGCCUGAUAGAUGCCAGGGAGCCAGGAACUCCGUUUCUCCGCGGAGUAGAAGCAGCCUGCUGUCUUCUGACAGUCGCGUGUGCCUCGAGGAGCAUAAAAAUAGACACGAAGGAUAUAAGGUGAAUGCGGAUGCCAGCAGGCUGAGCCAUGCUGGAUCGGGGCCUUCCCUGUCCCACGGCGGCCCACAGUAUCCUCAGAUAGCCAUGAACAGCUGCAAGUACAAUGGGGGCAUAGUCAGACCACACGGCAGUCUGGGGGCAUCCCGGAGGAACCUGGCAGAGCUGGACUCUGAGACGCAGCCUUUGCAGACCCUGCACUCUUCCAGCCUGGAGGUGGUGGUCUCCAAAGGGAACGGGGAAGACCCUAGCAAGCAGUCCAGCGAGAACCUUGUGAGGCAAAGACCCUGCAGCACUCCGCAUAAGAAGAACAAGGACAUUGGCUAUAAACUCGGCCACCGGAGGGUGCUGUUCGAGAAACGCAAGCGCCUUAGCGACUACGCCCUGAUUUUUGGAAUGUUUGGGAUUGUUGUCAUGGUGACGGAGACUGAACUCUCUUGGGGAGUUUAUACAAAGGAAUCCUCAUAUUCAUUUGCACUGAAAUGCCUUAUUAGCCUCUCCACUGUAAUUCUGCUCUGUCUGAUCAUUAUGUACCACGCACGAGAGAUUCAGCUCUUCAUGGUGGACAAUGGAGCAGAUGACUGGCGGAUAGCCAUGACAUACGAGCGCAUCUUCUUCAUCGUUUUGGAGCUGCUGGUGUGUGCCAUCCACCCUAUUCCAGGUCAGUACGUCUUCACAUGGACCGCCCGCCUGGCCUACACCUACCUACCGUCUGUGGCGGAUGCAGACGUGGACAUCAUCCUCUCCAUCCCCAUGUUCCUGCGGCUGUAUCUGAUUGGCCGAGUCAUGCUCCUGCACAGUAAGCUCUUUACGGACGCCUCGUCACGCAGUAUCGGAGCCCUCAAUAAGAUCAACUUUAACACACGCUUUGUCAUGAAGACUUUGAUGACUAUCUGCCCAGGCACAGUCCUGCUGGUUUUCAGCAUAUCAUCAUGGAUCAUUGCUGCCUGGACAGUGCAUGUCUGUGAGAGAUACCAUGAUAAGCUGGAAGUCACCAGUAACUUCUUGGGAGCCAUGUGGUUAAUCUCCAUAACCUUCCUGUCUAUUGGUUAUGGUGACAUGGUCCCUAACACAUACUGUGGGAAGGGAGUGUGUCUCCUUACUGGAAUCAUGGGGGCCGGCUGCACUGCCCUAGUGGUGGCUGUCGUAGCCCGGAAGCUAGAGCUCACCAAGGCUGAAAAGCAUGUCCAUAACUUUAUGAUGGACACUCAACUCUGCAAAAGAGUGAAAAACACGGCUGCUAAUGUACUCAGGGAAACAUGGCUAAUCUACAAACACACAAAGCUUGUGAAGAAGGUUGACCAUGCCAAGGUCCGAAAACAUCAGCGCAAGUUUCUACAGGCCAUUCACCAAGCUCAGAAACUGCGAAGUGUGAAGAUGGAGCAAAGGAAGCUGAAUGACCAAGCAAACACGCUGGUGGACUUAGCAAAGACACAGAAUGUGAUGUACGACCUGGUAUCAGAGCUGCAGGAGCGCAGCGAGGAGCUGGAAAAGCGGAUCGGUAACCUAGAGGCAAAACUGGACUCCAUAAACAGCAGUCUGCAGGCUCUGCCUGGCCUGCUCUCACAAGCCAUACAGCAGCAACAGCAACACCUGCUGGACGGGCUGACCCAGCACGGAUUCACCUUCACCAGACCCUCCUCGCAGACCUCCGAACGCUCCUGGGCGUCAUCCGUGCACCGACGAAGAUCACCUUCUACCGCACCACACACGUCCUCGGAUAGCGGCUAGCACGCUCCCACACACUCGAAACCAUACUCUAAACCUACACACACUCCUACACACCUCUGUCAUCAACUAACACUGCUAAAUAUACUUUUAGUACUAAAACGUUAACAAGAAUGACAACUUCAACACACUGGAAUAAAAUGUAACGAAUAACACAUCAUGGUAGAGAUAUGGUUUAUGUUUAGCCAUUGUAUGGCUGUUUAAAGUUAGCUUUUUUGUAAAGCCCUUGUAUAGUAUGGACUGGAUUCAGACUGCAGGGGGUCGAAUGGAUUUAUAUAUAGAGAGAUAUAGUUUAGAAACAGAGCAUUAAAUGGAACUAAACCCUUGAAAAUAAAGAGGACUGAGAAGAAAGGAAAAAUGUGAGAGAGAGAGGAAGUCACUGGAGAGACUUCCUGUCCAUGGCAGUUUUUGAAGAUGUAGGCUACGUUCACAUUAGCAUACUAGCAUACUACUUACUGUUGCUGCAGUAUAUAUUUAUAUACAGUGUACAGUAUGCACAUUUUCUGUGUGCAUUAAAUACCCAGAGUGCACUGCAUUGAUACCGUAUUCCAGACUGCAAUGCGCUCGACUCGACCUUCUAUUUUCAGCGUAAACACGUAUUUCUAGAACUACAAAAUAAGACAUUUUUACUCGAAAUUUAAAUGAACCCUCUGGUGGUGUUCUGGCACUUUAGACUGAAUCGUUUUACGUUUUUAAUUAUUCAUUUUUUGUUGAAUUUUUCGACAGAAUGGUAUGGAACUUGGUAAAUAUAGUUGCACUUACUAUUUUAAUACAUAAAAUGUGGACUGUCAGAAAAUGACCCAUAGGAAAUUUAUUGGAAAAUAUUUUGGGGGGCAAUCAGCCACAAUGAAUAUAUCCAACGCAUUCUCAUCCCGAGGCGUCAUAUAUUGAUGCUUUUGCCAAUGCGUAUA